UCCAAAAAGGCGCGCAAAGAGGAGAAACCUCAGCCAAUUCCGAGUCCUCCCUUUUCCUCGGACUCCCGUGUUUUUAACUCUUUCUUCUUCCCCUUAAACAAAUCAAAACAAAAUUCAGUUCCGUCAAUCUACCCUUGUAAUCCAAGAUAAUAUAUUCAAUUUUUCAGUUUUCUUUCUGUUAAUAUCCAACAGAGUGCUACAUUUCAGUGCUUAAUUUUCAGACAUGGAAAACACACGACAAUCUCUGAUCCCAACAUUUCUUUAUUCUUCCUCGUCCACAUCGAAAGGGAUGGGAAAAAAUCUGAUGAAGGAUAUGAACUCACCCGUACAGUCUGAUUCAAUUUCGUCAGCAUCAUCGACGGCUGGGAUUAAGAGGGAUUUUUUUAUCCCGGCGCCGAAAGAAAGUAGUAUAAAGAUGUUUUCGCCGGCUUAUUACGCCGCCUGCACGGCUGGAGGGAUAUUGAGUUGUGGGCUCACUCAUACGGCUCUCACCCCACUUGAUCUCGUCAAGUGUAACAUGCAGAUUGAUCCAUCAAAAUAUAAGAGCAUUAGCUCGGGUUUUGGAAUUCUGCUGAGGGAACAGGGAGUUAAAGGUUUUUUCAAGGGGUGGGUACCAACCCUGAUUGGAUACAGCGCACAGGGGGCUUGCAAGAUGGGAUUCUACGAAUUUUUCAAGAAGUACUACUCCGACAUUGCUGGUCCCGAAAUUGCAGCCAAAUAUAAGACCUUGAUCUACCUCGCAGGAUCUGCAUCUGCUGAAUUCAUUGCCGAUAUUGCCCUUUGUCCCUUUGAGGCAGUUAAGGUUCGUGUCCAGACUCAACCCGGCUUUGCCAGAGGCUUUUCUGAUGGACUUCCCAAGUUUGUUAGGGCUGAAGGGGUUGCUGGACUCUAUAAGGGGAUUAUUCCACUCUGGGGACGUCAGAUUCCAUAUACAAUGAUGAAGUUUGCGACGUUUGAGAAUAUUGUUGAACAAAUAUACAAACAUGCCAUCCCGACUCCAAAAGACGAGUGCAGCACAAAUUUGCAGCUUGGUGUUAGUUUUGCCGGUGGCUAUGUGGCUGGAAUUUUUUGUGCUCUUGUGUCUCACCCUGCUGAUAACUUGGUGUCGUUCCUCAACAAUGCCAAGGGAGCAACAGUUAGCGAUGCUGUGAACAAGCUUGGUUUAUGGGGUCUGUUCACCCGAGGUCUUCCUCUUCGUAUAGUCAUGAUCGGGACUCUAACCGGAGCUCAAUGGGGCAUCUAUGAUUCUUUCAAGGUUUUCGUUGGGCUGCCUACUACAGGAGGUGGAAGCCCAGCUCCUGCAAAGAACUAAAGCAGAAAGCUUUUAAAAGAAAGCAAGAAUCCAUUGUCUUCUGAGUGAAGUAUUUUUGCAGUAUACAUACGACCAAAGACACGUUUAGGAUAUACGUGGACAGGGAUUAUACACACUAUAUAUAGUAGUAUUUGUUUGAUUGUUAUAUUUAGAAUUUGCAGUUAUGUUUGGUGUUUCGGAGAACGAUUUUGUUCCUUCCUCUGCAAAGCGAUUCAUUAAGAUAUAUGGUCUAGUGUUCGAGUCGAGUUCAAUGUCUUCGACAAUAAUUUUGCCUCUCAUUUAUCAUUUGAUGUUUAUUUUA
Olea europaea var. sylvestris is the source of this 1613-nucleotide messenger RNA. RefSeq names its product mitochondrial phosphate carrier protein 3, mitochondrial-like. Bases 224 to 1312 code for a protein of 362 amino acids. The transcript is spliced from 6 exons. Gene Ontology annotation, biological process: mitochondrial phosphate ion transmembrane transport. Gene Ontology annotation, molecular function: phosphate transmembrane transporter activity. Lineage: Eukaryota; Viridiplantae; Streptophyta; Magnoliopsida; Lamiales; Oleaceae. The record is from RefSeq and is a predicted model, not a curated record. Gene Ontology annotation, cellular component: mitochondrial inner membrane.